AUGCAACACUACACCUCUCCCCACCCUCCACCAGAUGUCCAUCCCGUUGCUCCCGCACCACCUGCGCCAGCUCCCACCACACGGUCCGAGCCUCUCAUCGUCGGUCUCUUCGCACUGCGCAUAACGAAAAGGCUUGUCGAAGGGCUGGAUAACUACUCGGAACGCGACGCCGACAUUGCCUGGCUGGCCGAUUUCCUCGCGCCCUUUCCCUCAGACUACGACUUGGCGAAGCUUUCAGGCGCACGGAAAUCAAACUACCUGUUGAUGUAUCCGGACAUCGUGUCGAGGAUGAGGCGACAGCCUCGCUAUCCAACGCGCUUCAUGGACAUGAACCCGGUACGGCCAGAUCGCCAAGAUGAGUCGCGAAGGCAGGGUGGGUUGACUGAUGUUCAGCGGUUGGAGAUGAUUGACUUUUCGGACGCGGCACUGGAGUGGGGUUCAGUUGUACGUCUCCCGGCUUCCGAGAUGCAGCGGAUGAUUGCUUUGGCGGACCGGAGGCGCGUGGCAGAUCCGGACGCGACGUACAUAGAUCUUACGGGAAGUGAUUAG
Messenger RNA from Ascochyta rabiei, 549 nucleotides. RefSeq lists its product as uncharacterized. The coding region runs from base 1 to 549 and encodes 182 amino acids. NCBI's taxonomy places the organism in Eukaryota, Fungi, Ascomycota, Dothideomycetes, Pleosporales, Didymellaceae. The record is from RefSeq and is a predicted model, not a curated record. The transcript is spliced from 2 exons.